Molecule: messenger RNA, 2678 nt
Organism: Nothoprocta perdicaria
Lineage: Eukaryota; Metazoa; Chordata; Aves; Tinamiformes; Tinamidae
Exons: 2
Coding region: 9-803 (264 amino acids)
Source: RefSeq, a predicted model, not a curated record
UAUUAAUCAUGGAACAGGAGGCGGCAAUACAGCUGCGGACACAGAUAUUAUCCAAAAGGGAUGCAAGUGUCAGCAGUGUAAAACUCUCUGAGUUAAUAAAAUGGGCCAAGGAGGAAGGCCAUUUUUUGGACCCCACUUCCUUAUUUAGUGUAACCGAAUGGAAGGAAGUCGGGGACUCCCUAUGGGAGGCCACCAUAGGUGGUAGUAAAACAGCUAAGGAGCUGGGUGCCACCUGGAAGGAGGUCGUGAACCAUUUAYGGCAGAUGAUAGCAGAAAAGAAGAUGGCCUUGGCAGCUACGGAAAUGCUGGGAUUGGAAGAUUCGGGUGAAGGGACUCGUGUUUUCUCGGACACUCCAGGCCCGACACAGAAAAGGAUCACCUCAAAAAUGAGAAAGACUGUCACUGAGAUUGCUAAGGAAGCCGUGUUUGAGUGGUGCCAAGAACUGGGUGCCACACUUAGGGCGACCGAGCAAGAUCAGAGGGGGAGAAGCGAAAUGGAGAAGGCAUGUCAGCUUGCCAGGACUGGACAGGAUAAACAGCCCAGUGGAGGGUUGUUUCUACUGCCGUACCAACCAUUGCCUGGCUUAUAUCCUCUGUUGCCUACCACGGAUGAUGAGGAGCAGGGAGAAAAGGAAGAAAUUCAGGAGCGUAAUUUGUUAAGUCUUUUAAAAUGUAUAGAAAACUGUAAUGGGUUAAGUGAAACAACGAUUUACGAUUCAUCUGUGUGGGAUGYAUUAGGGGUAGUUAUCUGGGAUAAAGGAACGCAAGGUGAUUUAAAUGCUGCCUCAAUGAUGUGCCCAUGAAGAAUGUGUUAUGAAGUAUUAAGAAAGUACGUAGGAACUUCAGAUGUUGUGGUGCCAGCAACUGUCCCCCCUCCCACCACGGGACAAGGUUCUGUCRUCAUUCCGAUAGGGGAGGAUGCCUUGCCAGGGGCUCCCCCAGGGGCACAUUUUGCGGUAUAUGGGUGCGAGUAUGCGCUUACUGCCCUACCUGAUCCAGAUCAAGGUAUGGAUCAAAGUGCGGAAUGUGCUGUGGCUUGUGUGGAUCUGCCUGACAAUCCCCCAGAUCCAGAACAUGUGGACCCUGAACAAGAGCCACAGCUGUUUCCACCCGAUCCACACGACUGGUGCACUGAGCGUAAGUUGCAGGCCUGAUCAACCGACAAGAACGAGGCUGCUUGAAGGAUGUAGCUGAUCCUUGGCGUUACGCUUUUCUCAACAAACCUUUAUAUUCCUUGAAGCAUGAUCAUGCUCCUUACUUUAUAAGACAUAUCAAGUCUCCUACAGUGUUGCCUGGUCCUCUGAUGGAAGGAAAUCAGCAUGCGGACAGCCUCACCGAGGUGGCCACCCUUCCAGACGUAUUACAGCAGGCAUSGUUGUCUCACGCCUUCCUUCACCAGAGUGCUUACACUUUGCACCAGAUACUAUUUUAUAUUACAUAUUUGCAGUCAUACGCGUGAUGCCUGAUGCCACUUUCUAGCUGCCUUUGCAAUGCUAGAGGAGCAGACCUGUAAGCUAGCUYGGAGGUCAAACACGAAGCAAGGGAGAGGAAGGUAAUAAAGGUAGGACUCUUGUAACGAGACCAGAGACCCUCACUGGUGGCCAUGUAUGCGCACACCAGGGAAAGUUGCAUAAUGAUAAAGGUGGAGCUUUGCCUGCCCUCUGGUUGCCUCCUGACACGUAUGGGCCCUACGUGACAGGACAUGCCAGAUAUAAAACAACUGUGGAUCUGAGAUGGGGAGAGACUCCAACUGAGACCUACGUUGUCGCCCACAAGCUUGGAGCCUGUCAGCCACCUCUCGUCCAUGGGGGGAAUGAUCGGUCUCRCUAUCCUGCUGGCAAAGAAUUCCACAAAGAUCUGUCAGGGAACCUUGCUGCCUCAGCAAGCUAACUAUGCUUAUGUCAUCAAUGAGAGAUCUGCUAAAUAUGAUGGUGUGCAACUGUACCCAAUCAAGGGCUAAGAGAAGGAUACCAGACAAUACCUGUAACGAUUAAUUGGCCUUCUGGAAUGUGUGAACCAGAGCUUUAGCUUCAUUGCCUGCACCCAGAGUAGCAGCCAAAAAAGCACUAAGGGAUGUGAUCAAGCUUGCUUGCUGGAUAGAUAAACAAUUAAAUUUAACCUCUGCUACUAUAACUCAGAUGCUUACAGAUGUAGAUAGUAUAAGGCAUGCUACGCUACAGAAUCACAUUGCUAUUGAGUUUUGCUUUUAGGGCAAGAGAAUGGGUGUGAAGAUUUUGAGGGAAUAUGUUGUGUGAACUUGUUUGAUCAUUUUGAACCAAUCCCAAAAGAAAAUUACAAAGGCUGAGGAAUAACAUGAGGAAACUAACGACUAUGGAAUUGGGAAUUGAUAAAUGGCUAAAAGGCUUGGGCAUAACAGGGUGAUUUUUAGAUUUGUUCACACAAGAGCUAAUGAUUCUGAUCACUCUUGUAACUAUGAUUAUAAUGAUGUCUUGUGGGUUAAGAAUUGUGUUAAAAAGGAUUGAGGGUGCUCUGAGGAGGGUAUGACUGGUUCAAGAAGAAAAAGGGGGAAUUGUAGGAAUGUACUUAGAGGAAACUCUGAGUGGGUACACUGAACCAGCCAUACRAGAAGGUUAACAGAGCCCAUACCUUGUUUAACAGCACGUUUAGAAAAGGCAUGUUUAACAAAGCACAUAGCUCUGUCUCUAAGGUGGCCUUGA